CCGGGUGACCACUCUGACUGCAACGCGUACAGACACACUUCUCUGGACCUCGACACUCUUUCACCUUCUUUCCUCCGGUGUAUGUUGAGGACGAGCAUCCCCACAGCAGCGUGAAAGGCUGAAGGGUUAUGCUGCUCGGCAAUGGUGCUGUCGUCUGCGUCCUACUGACAAGCCAUCUCAGUGGCUAUUGAAGCGACCAUGUGUCAGUCGGAGGAGCCGGGGGCCAGACUGGGCCUGAACAGUCCUGACCUGCUGGUAAGAGAGGCUUUUCUGAUGGCCCAUGACUACAUAGACUAUGUAACCUCGGGGGGGGCAGAUGGCUCCAUGGGUCCCGCCCCUACAGCCUGCACCGCAGCCCUGCGCCACGCCGGAGACGAGCUCCUCACCCGCUUCCCCAUCUUCUUCAGGCGCUGGCCGCGUGUCUUCCAGGAUGUGACGGAGGACACGGCCUGCCCCACGCUCCUGAGCAUCCUGGACGAGCACUUCUUCGCCCCUGUCCCUGGGGGGCGGCGCAGGGACCUGGCCUGGAGCGCAGUGUUAUCGGUUUAUGUGCUGGCUGGCCAGAUGGCUCUGCAUUGCCAUGAGAGGGACAUGGUGGUGGUCCUGCCACAGCUGAAGGACCGCGUGGGGGCCUAUGUGGAGAGCGUCAUCUGCCCUGAGAUACGAGACAAGGGAGGAUGGAGUGGUUUUGUGUCACGCUUUGGAGAGAAGCAGGGCCUGGAAGGCCAGGUGAAGAAGGUGUGCAGUUGGACACUGCUGGCUUUGGCUAUAAGCAUCCUCACCUACUGCCUGUGGAAAAGAAUGGUUUAGCCAACACUGCCACCUAGGGGCCACAAUCAGAACGCCUCACAGAGCUUUCUGACAAAUGAAAAUGUCUGCAGAGGUAUUUUACAGUGCAUCUUAAUUCUGUAGAAAUGUAUCAGUGAAUGACAGAUUAAAAUCUGUAUAAUUCACAUCGACAGCAUACUUAAUGUGUUCAUGUAUAAACCUGUGGUGGCCUCUGGUCAACAGCAUUUUAAGGAACACGCUGAAGCAGAUGAACUUUGAUCUGUUCAGGACUGCAGGUACACAUGAAUUCAGUUCAGAUUACAGAGCAGACUGGAAUGUACUGCAUGUGUGAAAUAAUACUUGAGAUCCACUAAUCAUCCAUUUCCACACCUUUCACAGCACAAACAUUUAGAAUACAAGUUUCUCAUUGAUAUGCCAAGCUGAUGUAUAUGGGUCAAAUGAUUCAUUUCAGUAAUUCACACCUACAUCUGUUGUAUGAAAAAUUAAAAAUAGCUUCACUAUGUGGUGCAUCUGCUAAGACAAAACCUCAACUACCAUCAUCAUAUACCAAGUCAUUAACCAGCAAGGCAGAUUUCAAAUAAGCAGAAGAACUUUUAUUAACAUCAACAGCAGACAGAACACUGAAAACUGGAAAGAACUCUUCAGAUCAUUGCAGUGAAUUGUAAUGUACCGACAGCAGAGCUUUGGACGAGCACUACAUUUAGGCCAGCUCCUCCUCACCCUCCUCAUCAAACUCUCCCUCCUCCUCAGCAGUGGCGUCCUGGUACUGCUGGUAUUCAGACACCAGGUCGUUCAUGUUGCUCUCUGCCUCGGUGAACUCCAUCUCAUCCAUGCCCUCGCCGGUGUACCAGUGGAGGAAAGCUUUGCGCCUGAACAUGGCUGUGAACUGCUCAGAGAUGCGCUUGAACAGCUCCUGGAUGGCUGUGCUGUUGCCGAUGAAGGUGGCAGCCAUCUUGAGGCCACGGGGAGGAAUGUCGCAGACUGCGGUCUUGACGUUGUUGGGGAUCCAUUCAACAAAGUAGCUGCUGUUCUUGUUCUGCACAUUCAGCAUCUGCUCAUCAACCUCCUUCAUAGACAUUCGGCCACGGAAGAUGGCAGCCACUGUCAGGUAGCGGCCGUGACGUGGAUCGCAGGCAGCCAUCAUGUUCUUGGCGUCGAACAUCUGCUGGGUGAGCUCUGGCACAGUGAGAGACCUGUACUGCUGGCUACCUCGGCUUGUGAGGGGAGCAAAGCCUGGCAUGAAGAAGUGCAGGCGGGGGAAUGGCACCAUGUUGACAGCGAGCUUUCGCAGGUCAGCGUUGAGCUGCCCAGGGAACCGGAGGCAGGUGGUGACGCCGCUCAUAGUGGCAGAGACCAGGUGGUUGAGGUCUCCAUAUGAGGGGGUUGUAAGUUUGAGGGUACGGAAACAGAUGUCAUACAGGGCCUCAUUGUCGAUGCAAUAGGUCUCGUCUGUGUUUUCCACAAGCUGGUGGACUGAUAAUGUUGCGUUGUAGGGCUCAACAACUGUGUCUGAUACUUUGGGGGAAGGCACCACACUGAAGGUGUUCAUGAUGCGGUCGGGGUACUCUUCACGGAUCUUGCUGAUGAGCAGGGUGCCCAUACCAGAUCCUGUACCGCCACCCAAGGAGUGAGUGAGCUGGAAGCCCUGAAGGCAGUCGCAGCUCUCUGCCUCCUUCCUCACCACAUCCAGGACAGAGUCCACCAGCUCUGCACCCUCCGUGUAGUGACCCUUGGCCCAGUUGUUGCCAGCACCACUCUGGCCUGUAAGAGAGGAAUAAAAAACGGUUAAGCACCAAACACUCAGGGUGCAUCAUAAUUAGCAGCUGAACUUUUAAGACAAAUUAUUUUUUUUUUUUAAUUAAAAAAAAAAAAAAAAAAAAAGUACCGAAGACAAAGUUGUCUGGUCUAAAGAUCUGGCCAAACGGUCCAGACCUCACAGAGUCCAUGGUUCCUGGCUCCAGAUCAACCAGCACAGCACGGGGCACAUAUUUACCACCUUAAAAACAAAACAAAAAAAAACCAGUCAGAGGUGAGAAAAUAAAUAAAUAUACACACGUCUAGAUAAUGCUAUUCAAAAUGAGGGCAGCUUUAAAACAUACCCGAUGCUUCAUUGUAGUAGACGUUGAUUCUGUCCAGCUGCAGGUCACUGUCGCCGUGGUAUGUUCCAGUUGGGUCAAUGCCGUGCUCGUCACUGAUCACCUCCCAAAACUGUAACAAAGAAUGCAAACCUUUGUAAGCCGUUAACACAUCACUGAGCGACGUACAACCAUUUUAAGUUAAAGCUGCAUUUCCCGCCGUGCUGGCUUCAGCGCGCGCGGCCUGGCCCCCUAAUGGCUGCGACUCGAUAGUUAUAAAUUUGAAAAUGUCUACUACGUCACUAACCGCCAAGACCGCCUACUUCAGGGAAAAGCCGGGCGCCGUUCAACCGGCAUCGUUAAGAAGGCCUCAAAGAGUCGGCAACCGUUACUAAACCAUCCCUGAACAAAGGGUGGGACCCGACGGUCCGUCUUCAGAAUUAUACCUUUCAUACCGUUAUUGUAAUAAAACAUUACGGUUCGAUGCUGUUCUCUUAUCAUCGGAAAAGCUCACUUCCUUUUUUCGCAAUGCAGCAAGUUUGCCGAGCGACAAAAACUGAUUUUAAACUAACGUUAAUUUGUCUACGUAAAUCACGUUGGUAUUAUAUGAAUUUAGCUAGAUAGUUUAAGUAUUUACGUGUUUGCUACCAAAGACGGCAUAAUUAUUUAGAAAUGCCAAAAUGAGUUUAAAGUGUUUUUAUUCGUAUAUACUGAUAUACAGAUUACGGCCCUAAAGACGACCCAACCAGAUAUUGGUUUAAAAUUAGCUUUCAACGGCAAUUUUCCCGAGUAGGACACAUCGCUAUUCCCAGGGUGUGGUUUCUGGAACGCGAUAAACACAAAGAAAGGGCUCCUAGAACAAGGAGGUCUUAUAUAAAACUACUCAAUUUUGAACUCAAACGGUAAAUACGGUUUUACUAACCUUUGCACCAAUCUGGUUUCCGCACUGGCCGGCUUGAAGAUGUACAAUUUCCCUCAUUUUGCUUUCCGGAGGUAAAGUUCGACUCUUUCAAUGGACGACUUUGUCUUUCUUUAUGUGCUGUGCUAAACGGCUCGACUUUCUACUUUAUAGUAGCGCAAGACCCGCCCUUUACGUCUCAACUCGAAUGUGUAUUGGCUGGUUUGCGCGAGCGUCAUUCACAGACACAAAUUUAAACCAAUCAAAUAGUCAAAUACUUGUCCACAAUUGGUCUAAUCUGCCUGUCAAUCACAUUCAUCUGGAACGUGUGACUAACGUCUAAUCUGUAGACGUUGGCCUGCCUGCUUCCCUCAUGAUGGCGGAAGAGAAAUGCCGCACUGACGACAGCUUUUAUUCUGCGACUCACAGCCUAACGGUGGCGUCUGAGGAAGAGAGUGAAACAUUUACUUCUGCCAAUAAACGGAACUUAUUUAGAUUUGAUCAAUUCUAAAACAGUAGCAUUACUGUGAUCUGACUGCUAGAUAGCCGCAGUCCACGUGGCUGACUAAGUGAACACAAUGGUCCAGUAUAGCAGAAGUUUCGCUAACGGAAACUGUCGCAACACAGCUGGACGUGACUGGCGUGGCUACAACCAUGAUGUUGUCAUGUGCCUCUUAAGGCCAAGGAGUCUACAGUUUUUCAUUCUAGCUAAGCACGACAGCAGCUCAUUUCACGUGUUAGUUCACCUUUCUCUGCCUGGAUUUGUGGUGAUGAGGUGAUGUACAGUUUGUUUGGAAUGAAGAGCUGCCUUCUUGGCCUUGAUUGUGCAUGAUUGAAUCCCCCAGGCAGUAACAUUUUUACAGAAACGGUUACACAUUUCUGUGGAGAUAUGUCAAAGUCGAGACAAUCAUAGACACACUGAGGAACAUUGAACACAGUGAAUAGUAGGCCGUCGACUUUAAGACGAUUUCCAAGGCAGGCACACAAAAGGACCCCUGCAGUGCCCUGAUAGAUAUGGUGGUAUUGAUCUUGUGUGAUAAUGAUGUGCCAAUGCAGCAGACAGAUUUGAUGAACUGAUUAAAGAAAGAAGAAUCAUUUUACUCUGGAUGUGCAUUACACCACACCUCCAUAGACCAGAAGAGCUCUCCUCCCGUCUCAACGCCUCGCUGUCAGACUCCCCUUUAUAGGCUGCCACACAGCAUCUUGCAGAUCCCUGGUUGAUUCUUAAUAUAAGGUAUGCAACUAUUAGCAUUCUGCUUGAAUGUAAGGUUUAAACACAACACUCUACAGAAGCUUGCUCAGACACAGAUGACGGUCUGUGUUUGUACUGUAUUGUCUGCUGUAAAGCAGAGUUAUUGGAUGAGGGCUGAUGGUUUAUUAAGAGUUCAUCUGAAUGGCAUGGACCUCUGUGCCUUAGUACAGGCUUUAUAUAAGCAGCCUAGCACAAUAUGCAUACCAUACAUUUCUAUGUAGAUUAGUUCUUAAGAAUCAGAAAUACUUUAUUGAUCCACAGGGGAAAUUGUUACAUCAUUGUUCUUACAUAGAAGCAUAAGACAAUAGAAAACAAUAGAAAUGAUGACUGUUACAUAACGAAAAGGAACAGUGUAGAUGCAGUUUUAAUGGCAGAGAAUUACACAGUUGAAUUAUUGUAAAAUUUAUUGUACAGUUUAGUGCAGACUGCAGAAUAUUUAAGACUUUCUGGAGGCGUAUGAAUAGUAAUUCAUUCAGUGGGUCUCAUUAAAUACAAAUAAUGUUAUUAUGAAUUAGUUUUCACACAGCGUGGGCCGAGAUGUUUUUACAGAAACACUGCUAUGCUUAUCAUAUCAUACAGUAUGUAGGUCGCGCUCAUAGUCUCUUCUGUGUGUGCAUUGUAAUCUGACACACAGAGGCCUCGUCUGUUUGCUCCAUGACGGUGCUGUGUCACAGAUGAGUCAGGAUACAAGCAGCUACCAGCUACUCUGUGCUGUAUAGCGCUGUGCCCCUCUCUAGACACGGCCAUAUUGUUGUCAAGUGCUUGCUUUUGGCAACAUGCAGACAUUUGGGCAGACUGACUUCGAGGUGCUGAGCUCUGGUACCUUGCAAUGUAAUCGGUCAUCCUCAUGCCUUUGGGUGAUUUGACAAAACUAUUGUGCAACAGUAGGGUUACAAGUUAGAACCCUGAUAGUACUGUGAUGUAGUGGGUCAGGACGCUCACAGCCCCAAACGACAUUCGCCACAGGCUCAAAGGGUGCUGCUCUGCCACUGGAGUUUACACAGUGCAACCAUCCACCAAGUAAUUCCUUAAAUCAGCGCAGCUUAAAAGAAACAGAAAUACAUGUUCAGUGAAUGUUUUGCAUAUACGUUCGAUAGAACAGUUUCCUCGUAAUGCAGCCAUGGAGGCCUUAAACAAAGGCUACAGCAGCUUGAUUGAAGGGGGACAUCUACCAGCAUUAUCAACGUUGUUAGCUAAUGUUACCACACUAUUAGCACAUUGGUUAAAACUGUUCCUGUUUAUAUUUGUUAGGUACAAAAUUCUUGUUUUUCUUCUUUUCUUGGAAGUCUGAGAUCUGCUCGUAUCUAAACAAUGUCAAAAGACUGUCUUGGCAUAUAUUUGAAUUGAUCUGUCCAGGUUUCUUCUUAUGACUCACUCCACAUGAACAUAUGUGGACACCCAAAUAUUACACACAAAGGAGAGUAUUGCGUAAUGUAAUGGUAAUUUUUUUACAUAGUAUAUAU
This is a messenger RNA of Anarrhichthys ocellatus (wolf-eel), 6477 nucleotides long. RefSeq names its product BCL2 like 16 (gene bcl2l16). Gene Ontology annotation, cellular component: mitochondrial outer membrane. Bases 199 to 810 code for a protein of 203 amino acids. Gene Ontology annotation, biological process: intrinsic apoptotic signaling pathway in response to DNA damage; release of cytochrome c from mitochondria; extrinsic apoptotic signaling pathway in absence of ligand. The record is from RefSeq and is a predicted model, not a curated record. NCBI's taxonomy places the organism in Eukaryota, Metazoa, Chordata, Actinopteri, Perciformes, Anarhichadidae. The transcript is spliced from 3 exons. Gene Ontology annotation, molecular function: BH domain binding.